Molecule: messenger RNA, 3905 nt
Organism: Mercurialis annua (annual mercury)
Lineage: Eukaryota; Viridiplantae; Streptophyta; Magnoliopsida; Malpighiales; Euphorbiaceae
Product: pentatricopeptide repeat-containing protein At4g31070, mitochondrial
Exons: 1
Coding region: 51-1892 (613 amino acids)
Biological process (GO): RNA modification
Molecular function (GO): protein binding; RNA binding
Source: RefSeq, a predicted model, not a curated record
ACAGUCCAUUUACGAGCUCAUAAUAGACGCCUUCUUUUAACAAAAUAAUCAUGUCCAAGUUCAAAAAUAUAUAUUUAAUCAAACGGUUUACAUCAACUCUAUGCUCGACAAAAUCAAUUUCAACCAUCCAUUUCAAAAUAAAUAAUUUAGUUUCAAAAGGAUUUUACCACCAAACUCUCCAAUUUUACAAAGAAGAACUCCAUUGCUCUCAUCUCCAUGCAGCAAACGCAUAUAUUUUCCCUACACUCAUCAAAGCAUGUUCUUCGUCUUCCAAUCAUCAUCACUUCGGCAUUCAACUCCACGGAAUUAUUCUUAAAUCAGGCCUCGAAUCUGAUCCUGUCAUAUCCAAUUCCUUAAUUUCAUUCUACGCAAAAUCAUCUCACACUGAGUUUGCACUCGAAGUGUUCGAUACAAUGCCUGUUAGAGACACAAUCUCAUGGAAUUCGAUCAUAAAUUGCUGUUUACAAAAUGGGUAUUUUUUCAAAGGGUUUAUAAUGUUUAAGGAAAUGUAUAACUGUGGGUUAGUACCUAAAUCUGAGCUGGUUGCGAGUGUUGUGUCAGUUUGUGCUGAGUUAGGGCACAUGAAACUUGGACGAGCAAUUCAUGGUCUUAUUAUUGUUGGUGACGGGACUAAAGAUGAUGUGUUUGUGUUGACUUCUUUAGUUGAUUGGUAUUUUAAGUCUGGUGAUCCGGUUACGGCUUUUUGCGUGUUUGAUCAAAUAGAAGUGAGAAAUGAAGUUUCUUGGACUGCGUUUAUUUCCGGGUGCAUUGCGAAUUUGGAUUAUAAUAUGGCGGUUGAUUGUUUUCGGGACAUGCAGAUUAAUGGAGUUAGGCCUAAUAGGGUAACUAUGAUUGCCAUUUUGCCAGCAUUUGCUGAGUUAGGUUAUGUUAUGAAUGGAAGAGAAAUUCAUGCGUAUGCAUUUCGGAAUGGGUUUGAUUCAGAUCGUUGUUUUUCAUCUUCGCUUAUACACAUGUAUUGCAGAAGUGGAGAGGGAUUUCAUCUGGCUAAGGUUGUUUUUGAAAGAUCUGAAGUUAAAGAUGUUGUGAUGUGGAGUUCGAUUAUUGGGAGCUAUUCUCGAAGUAAAGAUAGUGUCGAAGCUUUGAAUCUAUGUAGGCAAAUGAGAGAAGAAGGAAUUGAACCAAAUUAUGUGACUUUGUUGGCUGUAAUUACUGCUUGUACAACUUUAACUUCACUUAGGAAUGGAUAUGGAAUUCAUGGCUACAUUGUGAAAUGUGGCUUGAAUGUUGAUGUUUUCGUCGAGAAUGCACUUAUGCAUAUGUAUUCAAAGUGUGGAUGUCUUGUAGCAUCACAUCAAAUUUUCGAAGAAAUGCAUAUUAAAGAUUCUGUGUCAUGGAGCACAUUGAUCACCGGCUAUGGUAUACACGGUUAUGGCGAAGAGGCUCUGUGUAUUUUUCGUGAGAUGCAAGAAAAAGGUGUGGAAAUAGAUGCAGUCACAUUCCUUGCUGUUUUAUCAGCUUGCAAUCAUUCUGGCCUUGUUCAAGAGGGACAACAGAUCUUUGAUAAUGUCAAGAAAGAUGGAAAAUUUCCACUAACCAUCGAGCAUUACGCUUGUCUUGUCGAUCUUCUUGGAAAAUCAGGGAACAUAGAUGAUGCUUUUAGAAUUACGGAAACAAUGCCUAUGAAACCUAGCACAAGAAUAUGGAGCUCUUUGGUGUCAGCUUGUAAAGCUCAUGGCCAAUUAGAAGCUGCAGAAAUGCUAGCACAAUGGCUUAUAACUUUGGAGCCUUCCAAUGCUGCCAACCACACUUCACUGAGCAUGAUCUUUGCUGAAUCAGGUAACUGGUCUGGUAUAGAGGAGGUAAAAAGACUCAUGAGAGCACAAGGACUAAACAAAUGCUAUGGAUUUAGCCAGAUUUCUGUAAGAAACUAGAAUCUCUUGCUUUGUAAGUGUCAAACAUGACCUUGUUAGUGCCAUAUCAAGGCAGCAAGAUUGACGGGUGCAUAUUUUAGCAGAGUCAUAGGUAGUCAAAACUGGAUCCAAUUUUUUUUAUAUGUAAUUCAAUGUCCGGUUGAGGUGUAAAUUUUUACGAUUAAAAUUCUCUCAAGUUUACUUGAACAUACAUCUACGUCAUUUAUUUGUGAGAAGUAUAGUUUAAACCUUGUAAGAGGAAAUGAUUCUAUGACCUUAGAAAUGUGAUCAGUGUGCAAACCGUUUGAGUUCUAUCUUAUUGGUAUUCAAGUUCAGUCCAAGUUCGGUCAAUAUUUAGUUUCCGUUAUCUAAAUUCUGUUUAUGAAUGGCCAAACCCAUACUAAGGCCCCUGUACUAUACGAGUUUUGUUUAGGAAGCCCUUAUCUCAAAAAAGUUAUCUCUCUGGUACCUCUACUGCCAUUUUUGCGAUUUUGAUGCCCUUAUCUGGACGGAAUGGAGAGAGUAUAUCUCACUUGCCGUUAGUGAGAGUGUAAAAAAUAAUUGUCUUGACAUUUUAACUUUUUGAUCCCUAUAAUUAAUGCACAAAAUACAUAUAAAAUAUAUGGAUCUUUAACUAAAUUUUACCAUCAUCUUCCUCAAUACCUCUUGAUCUGAAUCAUCAACUUUUCAAAUUUGCAGUACAUAUUUAAAAUUGAUUUCUUAAUAAACCCAUUAUCAAGAAAUCCACAUCUCCCACAUACACAUACAUAUUCCCACCAAUUUUAUAUUGCAUGACCUGUACCUUUCUCUUGCCGUGCAUCAAAUAAUCUUUUAGCCAAAAUAUGAUUGACGCAAAAUAAUCCGACGACAACCUGAAUAUGUAUAUCAUUCAAUAAAAAGCUUAUUAAGAAAUACAUAGAGAACUACACAAUAAUAAGCAAUCUCGUAAAGUUUUAGGAAACAAACCCAACUGAGUAUUGGAGUAAUUGACACAAUAAAGUACCAACCCAGUAAAUUAAUGUAAUUAAUAGUUAUCAACCGCAGCCGGAAGACGGUGCUCGGGAGACAAAAAUGGAGUUAGCAGAGCGAGCAAGGCUGGUGUAAAUAUGGUAAAACAUAAACCAAUCCGCUUGGCUAAUGCAAAAACCGCCACCAUGAAAAUGGAGAAUUAUCGUAGCUUAACUCGAUCUUGUUUUGCUGUCUCAAAUAGGUAGAUUCUAAUUCCAAGGGCAGAUUUUGGAUCCGAUUAAAAUCCACCCAUGAAUUUCCUUCCAAUUCUUAUCUCACAAGAACUGGAGCAAUAUUAAAACACUAGAUAAGGUAAACUGAUUAGGAGAAAAACCCUCCCUUCGCAGCCUUCUCCAUUUUAAAGUUGCCAUUGUGAGCAAAGCCAAAAAUUAGAGUAUUUCAAGUGCGAACGUCUCUAUGGAGAAUUUUAUCGAACAUCUAGUGGGCACCAUACGUAUUUUGGGAAUUCUAAACAUAACGAUUGAAAAGAGGAUCACUGACACCAAAUUUUUUAAAAGAUCCGGUCCUAAUAAGAUUGGAGUGUAGUAAAUUCGAAUUUGUGGCAUAUCAGAGAAACCUGAGGAUGGAGAUUGAAGAUACAUGUGUAAAUGUUGAUAAUGGCGGUGAAGGUCAUAAUUAAAGGUGUUUAUGAUAUAUGUGAUUAUGGAAGUGAAGAGAGUGAAUGGGUUGUUUUAUUGUGAAAAAAUUUGCUGCUUAACAAGUCCAUCGCAUUUUACCGGUAUACAUGGCAUUGAACUGGUUUCCGGCCACACUUCUGCCGUUAGCGAACUCCUCCGGCCAAACACCGCGAAUAUGGACAUGACGAGAAGGAAGCUGUAAAGGCUGUUUGUCUAGCGUUCGACUUCGAGCGAUGAUUGAGUUUAAGAGUUUUGAUUUUGAUUUUGAAGUUGUUGAUAGCAGAAGGAAGAAGAUGAUGGAAAAAUUAUCCAUUUUGUCAUCAAAUUUAUUUUGUAUUACAAUACUUUUGUUUACUUAUGAUUUUAUAUGAAAUAAGUCCUCAAAAUU